AUGACCGAACUAAGCAACGUUUUGAAAACUUAUCAAGAUAAUGCUCUUAAAACGCUGCAAGGCCCUGCGAGCUUAUUUUACAGUGGUCAUCAAUUCCAGAAAGGGUUGAAGCGUGAACUUGACUCACCACCACCUCAAUCUGAAGAUGACUUCAAACGUUUCUCACCGUCACCAAUUCAAUCUAACAAUAAUUUACCGCCAUCAACAACUGUCAUUGAACCAAGUGAAUCAACAACUCCACAACAACGAGAACUCAGUGGAUCGCCUGUAAAUUUUGUACAAAUGAUGCAACCAAUUCAGUCACAGCCAAUUUUAACAGCACCCGAUUCUGAAAAGGGUUUGCUUAUGGAAUGCAUCAUUGAGGGAAAAGCCAUUGGAUGCUUUCAAUUGGGUGGUGAACUUCGACUUUGUUUCCCUCAAAUUAUGAGUCACAUUCUUAUUGGAUUCCCUUUGGACUUGAUACAUCGAACCAUUGAAGAUCUUCACAUUUCUUGUUUACAAAGCACGCCAGAACAAACAGCGGAAUUUAAACUCGCCAAAAUUUUGCCACCAAAUGUUCCACCUUGUGGACUCAUCACGCGGACUAAUGCUGAACGCUUAUGCAGCACUUUAUUGCACAAGUCAGCGUUGAAGAAAAAGGAACCGAACAACUACUUCUCAUUUCGAGUUUAUCACCGUUGUUUUGGCAAGUGUGAAGGGAUCUGCACACCAGAGCUCUUCUCUUUCACCGAUCGAGCCUGCAUUGAAUGCGUCGAGUGUCAUGGAAUGUUGGCACCAAAUAAGUUUGUACUACAUGUGUGCAAGAACAAGCCAAAAGAAAACUUUACUUGCCAUUGGGGUUUCGAGUCCAAUAAAUGGCGUUCAUACAUUCAUGUUGCCAUGAAUGAACCGAAUCAAGAAAAGUGUAUUCGUCUUAUGGACGAGAUGCUAGCACGUGAGAUUGGCUUCGAACAGAUUCUUUACGAGACGAGUCUACUGGAUGAAUCAAAUAAUCUGAAACGCAAGGUAGAUAUUUUGAGGGUAAUGCGAGAAGAGUCAAAAUAA
This is a messenger RNA of Clunio marinus, 1044 nucleotides long. The record is from the annotation of a GenBank genome assembly. Lineage: Eukaryota; Metazoa; Arthropoda; Insecta; Diptera; Chironomidae.